AUGCCGGUAAGUAGCGUAGGAAAGUGCAGACCGCCUGCAGAAAGAGGGAGAAAUCACAAGCUGCCGCUGGGUCCGCCCGCAACCCUGCCAUAUCAGCAACUGCAAGAGCGGCAUCAGGAGGACGUCCUAGAGGAGAGGCUGAAGAGCAGAGGAAGAACUGUGUGGGCCCAGAACAUUUUGUGCCUGAUUUUGAAUGAAAGCCACCGCAAUGGAACAGGGGGAAAAUCCACAUAUGAUCAGGCUCCAUUUCUUGAUUACAACUUAAGGAACUUGGAUUUGUCCCAGCUACCGUCACCUCGGGUCCUAAUGGCCCAUCUACCAUAUCAUUUGAUUCCAAAGGGGCUGAAAGAAGGAAAAGGGAAAAUCAUCUAUGUAUAUAGAAACCCUAAGGAUGCUAUGGUGUCCUUAUAUCAUUAUUCAAGCUUUGCACAAACGUCAGCAGAUCUGGAAGAGUACAUGCAGAGGUAUUUAGCUGGGAAAGUUGUGUGCAGUUCGAUUUUUGAUCAUGUCAAAGUCUGGUACUCUCAUAAGAAUGAACUCGAUAUUCUCUUCCUUUCCUAUGAGGAGAUGAUUAAGGACCUGAGAGGUGCUGUCUUAAAAGUUUGUGGGUUCAUAGGAAAGCAACUGAGCAGCCAGGAGGUGGACAAAGUUGUGGAGAUGGCUACGUUCGAAAAUAUGAAAAGAGACCCGAGGGCAAAUAAUGUGGUCACUGCUAAAGAAAGAUUCAGGAGAAAGGACAUGCCGCAUCUACGCAAAGGUACCAUUGGAGACUGGAAAAAUAUAAUGACAGUGUCACAGAGCGAAAGGUUUGACAAGGUCUUCCAGGAGAAAAUGAAAGACAUACCUCUCAAAUUCAUCUGGGAUAUUAAAGAAACAAAAAAACCAUGAUUAGCAUGAAAAGUGUAGCAGAAGACAAAGCCUUCCUCUCUUUUCCAGAUAAAAUGCUUAAGUGGUUUAAAAACAGAAUGAAUUCAUUAAUAUUUUAAAUAUAUUUUACUCAAAGCUUUUGGGGAAAGUAUACAUUACAGAGAAGUUAUACAUGUAUUUAUGCAGAAAUGUUUUAACAUUAGGGAAAAAGAUCUGAAAAGUAUGGAAUAAACUAUUUUGUGGUGCCAUCUUA
Varanus komodoensis (Komodo dragon) is the source of this 1120-nucleotide messenger RNA. Its product is annotated as amine sulfotransferase-like. The transcript is spliced from 7 exons. Bases 1 to 888 code for a protein of 295 amino acids. Gene Ontology annotation, cellular component: cytoplasm. The record is from RefSeq and is a predicted model, not a curated record. NCBI's taxonomy places the organism in Eukaryota, Metazoa, Chordata, Lepidosauria, Squamata, Varanidae. Gene Ontology annotation, biological process: sulfation. Gene Ontology annotation, molecular function: sulfotransferase activity.